This is a messenger RNA of Fulvia fulva, 927 nucleotides long. RefSeq lists its product as uncharacterized. NCBI's taxonomy places the organism in Eukaryota, Fungi, Ascomycota, Dothideomycetes, Mycosphaerellales, Mycosphaerellaceae. The record is from RefSeq and is a predicted model, not a curated record. The transcript is spliced from 2 exons. Bases 1 to 927 code for a protein of 308 amino acids.
AUGAGCUACGCAAGACUUCCUCGCGACGAGAUCGAGAACAUUGGAUCAACCGGGGCCACAACGAGGACAGGAUAUGAUGCGCCAGAAGUAGUCCCGGGCCACAGCGAUCUGAUAACUGCACAAGUUCAAGGCUCCCAGUCGCCAGAAGUGGUGCAUCCAGAACAAGAUCAGCCUCAGUACGGUUAUGGCAAUACCGAUGCAGAGUCGACUGCGCCGAGCUACUCGCCCGCGAACGGCUUCACGCCGCAGCACGAGAAGGACACAUUAGCAGCCGGCGAUGUACCACCUGUAGACUACCAGAUGACGAGAUCUCGACGGCGGAAACGAUGGAUUUGGAUCAUCAUUGGUGCUGUGCUCCUCUUGCUGGCGAUCGGUCUCGGAGUUGGCCUAGGAGUUGGAUUGUCAUCGAACAGUGGUAGUAGUGAUCGAAAUAUCGACAAUGAAGGCAUCACAGACUCUUCAAACCAAACCUCACCAACUACGACAUCACCCUUACCCACAUCCACAACCUCCGCAGCUGUGACAGCAGGCACAACAGGCCUCGCUCAAUUCUCCUGCAACAACACCGCCUCCACAGAAUCGACUGCAGGAACCUCCUACAACCAAGACUGCAACGUCCAAUACCAAGUCAACCAUCCCUCAUACUACGACCAAAAUAUCAACAUGAAGAACCUCGAGCACCGUACCGUCUAUACCUUCCAGUCAUGUCUUGACGAGUGUGAUCGCUGGAAUAGCGCAAGCAACACGCCGGCUUGUAGGGCUGUGACGUAUUAUGCGAAUAUCACCACGCCGAUAAAGCUGUGGGGAGGGAACUGCUUUUUGAAGAAUGACAGAGGCGUUGGGUAUAGGACGGAUCCGGUGGACUACGAUCAUACGGCGAGUGCGUGGAUGGGAUGCUUGAACGUUACCUGUCACGGGGCGGAAUGA